UUAAUUCUGCUACAUUUCAUUUUAAUUUGUUUGAUUAGACUAAAUGUUAUCAAAAAGUCAUAACAGUUAAUUAAUCUAGGCGCUACCUAUUUGUAAUUCUAUAGAUCUAAAUCAAACAAAUUCCAUCGUAUCCAAUAAUCGGAUAUCAAUAUCGAUUAUACAUUUCCAAUGAACAUGCCUCCGUGCGUCGGACACGAUAACUUGAAUAUAUUUAUAACAAACAAUUUGUUCCUGAUAAGAUUACAUUAUUCAAACUGCGGCUGACACUCGGCGCAAUCUUAUCGAGCAAAUCGCGAGUACCCAUUCCGCUGACAGCAGCGGGCGCUUACAAAACAAAAAUACUUGAAGAAAACAGUGCAAUAAAAUCCUAGGAAACAUAAACAGAAAGCAAAGUUCCGAAACAAAUUGUGCUUUAUUCCAACAUUAUAAAGUCGAAUUUUCUGCGGCAGUGCCGAUGAUUUUAAUUUUAAGUGGGAUAAUGUGUUCAUUUGUGAUGUUAAAACUUAGAGGAUUUAAAGCUUCGUUUAAUUUGUUAUCGGGAAAAAAGCAUGGCGGGGAAAAAUCUGACAAGUCGUCUGAUAUACCUGUACUGGGCGCUUAUAGGAGGAACAAGGAGGAAUAUUAUGUAGUCAACAACAUUCCUAAUAAUUCCCCAAGAAAGUUAACACCUACAAUGACGAAUUCAAAUCAACAAAGGCAAAUUAUCCAACAUUCCAAAAGUACCAGCGAUUUAUUAAGUGUUGACGACAUACAUCAAAACACUAGAAAAAGCACAAGCGACAUACCAUCUUUAGAACGCGAAAGAAAAAAAAGCACAGAACAUAGUAAACGAGAGAAACCACCACGUAAACGAGACAAUAUAAAGAAGUUGACAAAAGAUACAAAUGAACAGCCACAUCAAGACAAACCAAGAAAAGAGAAGAAGAAAGGCCGCGCUCCCAAACCACCUACAAUACCGCAACACUCCAGCAACAUUCUGGAAAGUUCCAUCAGCAGGAGCAGCGGACCACCGCCAUACUCAGCUGAAGUGGUGCUCAAUCAGAACGAUAACACUGGCAACACCAGCUUUAGUAAACCAUUGGAAGAGAGUAGUUGGGACCUUGUAUUACAACACAGGGAACAAUUAAACAGACCACAGACUAAAUCUUCUACAAAGCCAAAGAGUAGGGUCCUUGAUUUAAACUAUAAUGCUGGUAUACAGACUUCUGUGGAGGUUAAAAACAAUAGUGAAGUAUAACUAGAACACAAUUUUAAUGCGUUCACAAUAACACGAGAUGCGCGUUAAAUGCAAAGCUGUACUAUGUGAUGUGAUAAACCUAUUUUAUGUUCAUUUGUAUGAUAAGGCUGUGGUGUUUUUAUGACGUCACGGGUUGCAAAUAUGACGUCAACACUCGUGUCUUACGCAGAUUGACAGAUUUUUUCCAACAAAAUUACCUAGUCUUAUCGCUAUAUUAUUU
Messenger RNA from Papilio machaon (common yellow swallowtail), 1457 nucleotides. RefSeq lists its product as uncharacterized. The transcript has 2 exons. The record is from RefSeq and is a predicted model, not a curated record. NCBI's taxonomy places the organism in Eukaryota, Metazoa, Arthropoda, Insecta, Lepidoptera, Papilionidae. Bases 455 to 1237 code for a protein of 260 amino acids.